AUGUCACGAUACUCUUCCAUAUAUCGGCCCACUCCUGCGCUGUAUCGUAGAGGAGCAGCGCCACUGACAGAACCGCAUUACCUCCCGGGAGACAAUUUUCCGUAUCUUGAAAGUCGAGAGAUCUCCAUAUCGUUACAGGAUUGUGGAUUCACUGCUAUAGAAGAGAAUGUGAUAAAGCCAACAAGCAAAUACAUGAGAAAAAUCUUGGAAGAAACGUUGGAAGUAUUUAUGGGAGUUAACACUGACAUGAUUGCCAACAUGGUUAACGAAAAAAAGAAGGAAAGAAGCGUGAAUGCUGAACAAUCAUUCGCAGAGGGAAAUGGAAGUACCUCGAAUGAAGAUGUAGACGAAGAUACGACGGACUCGCUUUUGCUAGUCAUUCUUUACCGGUGUGCCUUCCAAUUCUUUGUGGGUGUCGGGAUAAGAGACUUGACGUUGUCUGAUAUCCUUAAACCGGAUCCUGCUCGUACUAGAAGGAUCCUUAGUGCCUUGAUCAACUACAUUAAGUUCAGAAAUGAACAAUCGGUUGAUCAAGAACCGUUGGAAAAGGAAUGUGAAGCAGAAUUCACUAGAAUGAAGAAGGCUCAGGCUAACAAUGAUUCCCUAACAAGCAAGAUAAAUCAAUUCAAGAGAAAGUUGGAACAAGAUACUAGCAAUGAUUCAGCAUCGAAGAGGGCCUCACUUCGCCAAAUAACAACCUACAACACCAAAUUGACUACUGAGUUGAAGAAAUUGAAAAGGACUCAAGAAUAUUUGAACAACGAGUUAACUAAGUACAAAAAUGAGAAGUUUAGACUCACCGAGAAGAUCGACGACAGCGAUUAUCUUAUCAACGAAGCAGAUCGUGAAUUGGCGACAUUACGACUGUAUCUCCAAACAGACGUCAAGCAAACCGAAACUAUUAUAGCCGACCUAAAGAAAGAUUUAUCCAACCACAGAGACUUGAUAUCGCAACUUGCGAAGCAGAAUAGCAACCUUUCCUUCACCAUAGAGUCAUUCUUGAAGGUGGAAUCGGAAAUAAAGCCGAUCUUCAAUCAAUUGGAUGAUACAUUGAAAGACUUAACGAGGGAGGAGUCUACAUUAAGCAAACUUGAAAAGCUAAAUGAAUAUAAGCUGGAAUUACAACUUGAAACAAACGAACUUACCAAUCAAAUUGAUCUUAUAGAGAAGAAGUUGGCCAAUCAACAAUCAUUAAUUGAAAGACUAGAGAAACAGCAAGAUUCCAAGUUACAGCAGGAUCAAUCGAAAGUAAAGGAGCUUACAGAUGAGCUUGCUGAGUUGAACCGAGAAAGGGAAGAGUUUGAAGCUGCUUUAACUCUUAGAAACGCAACCAUUGAAGAAUAUAAAUUGAAGAUAAAAUUGAAGAGGAAAGAAUUGGAAGAUGAUGAGAGAGAAGUGGAAUUAAACUUAGCCAAACUCAACAGCCAUGUGAAAUUUUAUCUUUCAGAGAUGAGCAAAAAGCUUGAGCUGAGUGUGUGA
Molecule: messenger RNA, 1479 nt
Organism: Dujonia railenensis
Lineage: Eukaryota; Fungi; Ascomycota; Pichiomycetes; Serinales; Debaryomycetaceae
Source: the annotation of a GenBank genome assembly